AUGUUCAGCAGUGUUAAAAGAGUUCCAAUUGCACGCCAUUUGCGGUGUUCUCGCGUUAUUUUAAGAAGAGGUUUUGGUUCCGAGCACUCUGUCAGAAGCCGUUAUUUGGCUUCUCCUCUUCUACCUUCUCCGGUAACACUUUUAGGUCUAGGAACUGGGUUGGCAAGUCUUGGGUACUUUGCGUGGCAGUCACAAUUGAUCGGAAACGAUGCGAACUUGAAAGAAGAUAUUUCUGCUUCAGUGGAGGUGGACAAAGCGGUUUCACCUUUUCCAACAAAACUGGGCCCUCCUGAGUUCCCUUUGACCAUUCCUUACACUCUUUUGGGUUUUGGAGUCCGUUCCGUAACAUUUGUCAACUUUAAAGUUUAUGGGUUGGGUCUGUACGUUGCCAACGAGGAUUUGCCGUUGAUUUCUAAGAUUUUCAGCACGAACUAUCUGUCCCUGGCUUUUGUCGACACUGAUAAUUCCAAAGAUCACUCUGAAAACGUCGAGCAGGCGCUGCAAGAUCCUGUCAAGUCGAGGGCAUUGAUAGGUAGUCUCAUUGACGGCGGAGUGCGGAUGAUGGCCAAGAUUACUCCGAUCAGGAAUACUGAUUUCAAUCACUUGAAAGAAGGACUAGUGAAAUCUAUUUUGAACCAUCCGGACGCAAAAAACAACCAAGAAGUCGUUUCUCGUGGUAUCCGGGAGUUGAAAGAUGCCUUCACGAGAAAGGGGGUUGUCCCCAAAAAUGAUGAUCUGCUCAUCGAGCUUCAGGCUAACGGUUCGCUGCAAUUGUCUUACCGUUCUCGGAAAUCGAGCGAGAGCAUUUUGUUGGGUCGAGUUGACGAGCCCAUGAUCGGCAGACUGUUAUUCAGCCAAUAUCUCAGUGGCCCCAAGCCCUUGAGCGGUGCAGCAAGAGAAUCAUUCGUGUCCAAAAUUAAGACCUUGGUAUGA
Molecule: messenger RNA, 933 nt
Organism: Lachancea meyersii CBS 8951
Lineage: Eukaryota; Fungi; Ascomycota; Saccharomycetes; Saccharomycetales; Saccharomycetaceae
Source: the annotation of a GenBank genome assembly